Musca vetustissima is the source of this 3273-nucleotide messenger RNA. RefSeq names its product importin-7 (gene msk). The record is from RefSeq and is a predicted model, not a curated record. Gene Ontology annotation, biological process: protein import into nucleus. Gene Ontology annotation, molecular function: small GTPase binding. Lineage: Eukaryota; Metazoa; Arthropoda; Insecta; Diptera; Muscidae. Gene Ontology annotation, cellular component: cytosol; nuclear envelope. The coding region runs from base 115 to 3258 and encodes 1047 amino acids. The transcript has 11 exons.
GCGAAUUGUUUGUGCUUUUUUAUUAUUGGUUAUAAUUGAAUUUGUAGCACACAGGCUGUGUGGUUUCUCACUGAGUUGUUUUGUACACGGAAAAAGUAACAAACCCUAGAAAAUAUGGAUCACCAAAAGCUGACGGAAUUGUUGCGUGCAACAAUUGAUCCUAAUCCCGAACAGAGGAAGGCGGCAGAAGACCAAUUGGCACAGAUACACAAAAUUAUUGGUUUUGUACCAACAAUUUUACAAAUUGUUAUGAACAACAAUGUGGAUCAACCUGUUCGUCAAGCUGGUGCUGUUUACUUGAAAAAUAUGAUUUCGAAUAACUGGGCUGAUCAUGAAGUUCAACCCGGCGAACCCAUACCAUUUUCCAUACACGAACAGGAUCGUGCCAUGAUCCGUAGCUCUAUUGUAGAUGCUAUUGUACAUUCUCCGGACAUUUUAAGUGUUCAACUGGCUGUGUGUCUAAAUUGCAUUAUAAAAAAUGACUUUCCUGGUCGUUGGCCUCAAGUUGUGGACAAUAUUAGCAUUUAUCUGCAAAAUCCCGAUAUUAAAGGCUGGAAUGGAGCUUUAAUUACCAUGUAUCAAUUGGUCAAGACAUACGAAUAUAAACGUGCCGAAGAUCGUGCGCCACUCAAUGAAGCAAUGAAUCUACUUCUACCAAUGAUCUAUCAACUAAUGUUGACCCUAAUGAACGAUCAGUCGGAGGCUUCGGUACUGAUGCAAAAACAAAUUCUCAAAAUUUACUAUGCUCUAACGCAGUACAGUUUACCUUUGGAAUUGAUAACAAAGGACAUCUUCUCGCAAUGGAUGGAAAUAUGCCGGCAAAUUGCCGAGCGACCUGUGCCCGACUGUUCACAUUUGGAGGACGAUGAAAAGCCCGAAUUUCCAUGGUGGAAAACUAAAAAGUGGGCUUUGCAUAUUAUGGUGCGCAUGUUUGAGCGUUAUGGUAGUCCACGCAAUGUAGUCAGUGACAAGUAUCAGAAAUUUGCUGAAUGGUAUUUGCCCACAUUUACUCAAGGCGUUUUGGAUGUUUUACUGAAGAUUCUAGAUCAAUAUCGUAACCGCAUCUAUGUUUCGCCCCGCGUGCUGACCGAUGUUUUGUCUUAUCUUAAGAAUGCUGUCAGCCACGCCUACUCCUGGAAAUUAAUUAAGCCCCAUAUGGUUGCUAUUAUUCAAGAUGUACUCUUCCCCCUUAUGUCAUUUUCUGAACAAGAUCAAGAACUGUGGGAAUCUGAUCCCCAUGAAUAUAUUAAAUUGAAAUUUGAUAUAUUUGAGGAUUACGCUACUCCAGUGCCCGCUGCUCAAUCAUUGUUGCAUUCUUGCUGUAAGAAACGUAAGGGCAUUUUACCCAAGGCCAUGACAAUUAUUAUGCAGAUAAUCACCUCUCCAAAUGCCGACAAUAAGCAAAAGGAUGGCGCUCUACACAUGAUUGGUACAUUAGCCGAUGUCCUAUUGAAGAAACGCAUUUACCGCGAUCAAGUUGAAAAUAUGUUGACCACCUACGUUUUCCCUGAAUUCCAAAACCCUGUUGGUCACAUGCGUGCCCGUGCCUGUUGGGUUCUUCACUACUUCAGCGAAAUCCAAUUGCAAAAUCCUCAAAUAUUGGCUGAAAUUAUUCGCCUGACAACCAAUUGUCUGCUGAACGAUCAGGAGCUACCCGUUAAAGUCGAAGCCGCCAUUGGUCUGCAAAUGUACUUGAGUUGCCAAGACGAUGCGGCACAGUAUUGCGAAGCACAAAUUAAAGAAAUCACCAAAGAAUUGCUUACAAUUAUCCGUGAAACUGAGAAUGAAGACCUUACAAAUGUUUUGCAAAAGAUUGUGGGCACUUUCUCCGAACAAUUGCUGCCCGUCGCCGUGGAAAUCUGUCAACAUUUGGCCACCACCUUUAGCCAUGUUUUGGAAUCUGAAGACGGAGGCGAUGAAAAGGCCAUCACCGCUAUGGGUCUGUUGAAUACCAUUGAAACUCUUUUGAGUGUAAUGGAGGAGCAUCCGGAGGUCAUGAGCAAUCUCCAUCCCAUUGUUAUUAAUGUUGUGGGUCAUAUAUUCCAAAAUAAUAUAACUGAUUUCUAUGAGGAGACCUUCUCGCUAGUCUAUGACUUGACCGCAAAAACAAUAUCCCCCGAAAUGUGGAAGAUGUUGGAAUUGAUUUAUCAGGUAUUCCAGAAGGGUGGUAUCGAUUACUUCAUUGAUAUGAUGCCAGCUUUGCACAAUUAUGUUACCAUUGACACACCAGCAUUCUUAUCGGAUCCAUGCCGUUUAUUGGCCAUGUUCGAAAUGUGCAAAACUAUGUUAACUACCAACCCAGGCGAAGAUCCCGAGUGUCAUGCAGCCAAGUUGUUGGAAGUUAUUAUUCUCCAGUGCAAGGGACAAAUUGAUUCUGUAAUACCGGCAUUUGUUGAAUUGGCCUUGGGACGUCUAACGAGAGAAGUACAGUCCUCAGAAUUGCGUACCAUGUGUCUGCAGGUUGUAAUUGCCGCCUUAUAUUAUAAUCCCCAAUUGUUAUUGUCGAUUUUGGAUAAAAUGUCUCAGCAAAAUAAUGAGUCCAUAUCGGCACAUUUCAUCAAACAAUGGAUACAUGACACCGAUUGUUUCCUUGGUAUUCACGAUCGCAAGUUGUGUGUUUUGGGCUUAUGUACUCUCAUUUCGCUGGGAGAUAGUAAACCACAAGUAUUAAGCGAAGUUGCUGAUAAAAUUAUACCAUCUUUAAUUUUAUUGUUCGAUGGACUUACUCGAGCCUAUGAAUCACGUGCUCAAGAAGAGGAAGAGGAGGAGGAAGAGGACAAUGACGAUUGUGAAGAGGCUUUGUCUAGCGAUGAAGAUGAUAUUGACGAAUUUGCUCCCGACUAUUUGGAGCAAAUAGCCGAGUUCAGCAAAACUAAGGCUGCUGAAGCUGGUUUUGAAAUGAAGACUGAAAUUAGGUCUGACGAUGAGGACGAUGAAGAUGAAGAAGAUUCAAUUGAUGAAUUAAACGAAACUGCCCUGGAGGGCUACACUACUCCCCUAGAUGAUGAAGAGGAUGAAAAUGCUAUCGAUGAAUUUGUCACGUUCAAAAACGUCAUUGCUGCUCUAUCUACACAAGAUCAGGCCUGGUAUGCCUUACUUACAUCUGGUUUGACACCAGAACAAACAAAAGCUUUACAAGAUGUAGUAACGACAGCUGAUCAACGCAAAGCCGCCAAGGAAUCGAAACUAAUAGAAAAACGUGGUGGUUUCGCAUUUACCCAACAAACAGUACCAUCGACAUUUAAAUUUGGUUCAUAAUAAUUAUGAACCAAC